Messenger RNA from Panicum hallii, 1008 nucleotides. Its product is annotated as RING-H2 finger protein ATL16-like. Gene Ontology annotation, biological process: protein ubiquitination. The coding region runs from base 1 to 1008 and encodes 335 amino acids. Gene Ontology annotation, molecular function: transferase activity. The transcript has a single exon. The record is from RefSeq and is a predicted model, not a curated record. Lineage: Eukaryota; Viridiplantae; Streptophyta; Magnoliopsida; Poales; Poaceae.
AUGGAUGCAGGCCGGGGCAGCACCAUCUUCCCGAUGCCGCAGAUUCCAGCGAUGCUUUUCCCACCACCACCGCCGCCCCCAUUGCCACCCUCCUACUCCUUUUCCUCUUCCACCUCGGCCCACCACGCGCGAUCCAUCACCAGCUUCCCCAUCCUCGUGCUCACCGUGCUCGGCAUCCUCACCGCCUCCGUGCUCCUCCUCGCCUACUACGUCUUCAUCAUCCGGUGCUGCCUCAAGUGGCACCGCAGCUCCCCCUCCGACGCCGCCGGCCACAUUGCCCGCCGCAGACAGCGCCAGCCUGCCACCUCUGGCACCAGCGGCCUCCCAGUCUCCGGCGCACCACCCACAGAGGCGCGCGGGCUCGAGGAAGCCGUCAUCCAGGCAUUGCCGGCCUUCAGGUACAGGAAGGCCAUCAAGAAUGCCGCCGCCGCCGCCGCCGCCGCCGCCGCUGAUUCUGCCCCCAUGAGCGAGUGCGCGGUGUGUCUCGGUGAAUUUGAGGACGAGGAGAGGGUCAGGAUGCUGCCUGCCUGCCUCCACGUCUUCCACGUCGACUGCAUUGACACUUGGCUCCAGGGCAACGCCAACUGCCCGCUCUGCAGAGCAGCCAUCACCGGCCACUGCCUGCUUCCGCCACUGGAUCAGCUCCCGCGGCUCGACGAGGUGGCCAUCCAGGUCACCCCCACCACUGAGGAAGAUGAAGAACCCACGCGGGCACAGCAGCAGCAAGCCAGCACGGCUAUGGCGUCUUGUCAAUCUGCAGGAGACACCGCUACAGAUCAACAGGCCAGCAGUGACAAGAGGAAGAGCAGCAAUGCUUGGCGUGAUAUCGAUAUCAGCAGUAAGGCAGAUGAGUGCAUUACGGAGAGGCGGGACAGAGAUGUUAUUCCCUUGAGGAGGUCCUUCUCCAUGGGCGAAAUGGCUGGUGGGGAGGUUCACCUGCAGAUUCACAACAUUUUGCAGAGGAAUACUCACUUCCAUGGGGAUGAUGGUGAUAGCAGCUCAAUGUAG